UUCAAAUCCCUGUCGUGGCAGCACGGGCAAGGCAGAGGACUUUUCUCCCUUUCAAACUUAAGGGGAAACCCCUCCACCGAUAGCCUAGUACACGCGCUAAAGAUCAAAUGGAGGACUUUGGGAGGAGGAAACAUUAAUUUGAAGGCACACUGUGGCUCACUGUAUGCACGAGUGUCUCCACACUUGCACUGGAUACACGACGCAGGACGUUUUGACUUGUCUGCGACUCGCAGGAUCGCCGCGAUCUCUCUGAAACACGCCAAACGUUCACACGGACGGCGGACUACAGUCCCAGCAAACCCCGGCCUGGGGAAACCAUUAACCAGAGACAAAGCACAACAGAACACUGACCUCAUCACAUAUUGCUGAGUUGGAGAGCGAGGUGGGCUUGGUUUGCGAGCUUCGCUCCGCAGAGCCGUCCGAUGACUGUCUGACUCAUCACAACCCGCGAAUGACAGGCGUGCAUUCGAGGGUGGGGCCCGCCUCAGUCUCACAUGAUUGGCUGCUGGAUGGAAAUAAGGUGAAUGGAACACAUGCCCAAGGAGCAGGACCCAAACCAAUCAGAGGGAGAAGAGAAACGGUGGCUCCAUGGCCCGAAAAGGAAGAGAAAGAACAGUCAGUGUUCGGUGAAGAGCAUGUCUGGGUACAUCCCCAGCUAUCUGGAGAAGGAUGAGCCGUGUGUUGUGUGUGGAGACAAAGCUACCGGCUAUCACUACCGCUGCAUCACCUGCGAGGGCUGUAAGGGAUUCUUCAGGCGCACCAUCCAGAAGAACCUCCACCCCUCUUACUCCUGUAAGUAUGAUAGCUCAUGCAUCAUCGACAAGAUCACCCGCAACCAGUGCCAGUUGUGCCGCUUCAAGAAAUGCAUCGCCGUGGGCAUGGCCAUGGAUCUGGUUCUAGACGACUCAAAGCGGGUUGCAAAGCGGCGCUUGAUUGAGGAGAACCGUGAGAAGCGGAAAAAGGAGGAAAUGGUCAAAUCCCUGAUGAAUCGGCCAGAACCCACCAGCUCAGAGUGGGAGCUGAUACAUAUGGUGACAGAAGCUCACCGCCACACCAAUGCACAGGGCUCUCACUGGAAACAGAAACGCAAGUUCCUGCCAGAGGACAUCGGACAGUCUCCGGUGGCCCCCACAUCAGACGGGGACAAAGUAGAUUUGGAGGCCUUCAGUGAGUUUACCAAGAUCAUCACCCCAGCCAUCACACGUGUUGUUGACUUUGCCAAAAAACUGCCCAUGUUUUCGGAGCUUCCUUGUGAGGAUCAGAUCAUCUUGCUGAAGGGUUGCUGUAUGGAGAUUAUGUCCCUUCGUGCUGCGGUUCGGUAUGACCCGGAAAGCGAGACCUUGACCCUGAAUGGAGAGAUGGCUGUCAAACGAGAGCAGCUAAAGAAUGGAGGACUGGGCGUUGUGUCUGAUGCCAUCUUUGACUUAGGCAAGAGUCUAGCGCAGUUCAACCUGGAUGACACAGAGGUGGCCCUGCUGCAGGCCGUACUGCUUAUGAGCUCAGAUCGCACAGGCUUGACAUGUGUGGAGAAGAUCGAGAAGUGCCAGGAGAUGUACCUCCUGGCGUUCGAACACUACAUCUACUAUCGCAAGCACAACAUUCCCCAUUUCUGGCCCAAGCUGCUGAUGAAGGUGACGGACCUGCGCAUGAUCGGAGCCUGCCAUGCCAGCCGCUUCCUGCACAUGAAGGUGGAAUGCCCUACUGAACUCUUCCCCCCACUUUUCCUGGAGGUCUUCGAGGAUCAGGAUGUGUGACGUCCCAGUGAGAUGCAGAAGGAGAAUCAACAACGUUUUGUAUCUCGUGUUUCUCUACCCGUCUCACACCCGUCCACGCACCAAACUCACCAGCAGCAGCUGAAUUGGCAGGGGUCAUCUUCAGAAAGUCUUUCAUACAGGGAGUUUACUUUUUAUAUUUUGCUUUUUGCUCAGCCCUCCCUCAUCCACUAAAUUCCCCACGCAUGGCCCUUCUGUCUCGGCAUGAUGUCUUGGUUACUGGUUGGAUACUGGUUUACCAACACCUUAGAAACAGAAUAUACAUCUACACACACUCCUGUAAGUGUGCUUACAGAUGCAGUACUCAUGCAACUCAAAUCCUCUGAUGAUGCAUUUGUACACGUACAGACAGCACUACUGUCAUGCCACCACUGGAGGUGCCCUCUGCUAAGACUGGAUGGCAGCUGGCAUAUAGAUUCCUCCGCCAGGUCGUGAAGUGGUCAGUUAAUUUCAUCGAUUAAAAUCUCAGUUCUUGUGAGAUAAACCGUCGGUAUUUCAAGCUCCGCGCUAACAUGAAUCUUCUUUAAUUAACAGACCUCAUGAUUCUCUCCGAUAUUGAGCCUGUGUGUGAAGUGGGAGGAAUUUUUGAACCAAAUCAGGUGCUAUAUUUAAAUAAAGCUACUCAAAAUGAUUUGUGAUUUUUCGAGAACAUACCCUCCUCCCUUCUCUGUAGGACACGGACCAUUGAAAGCUCUCAGUCGCCAUUUUAGUGUACAUUCAAGUGUGCCGCUCAGUGACUUUGUGUGCAGUUCAUUCUUGCCGUUGUGUGGGCUUAUUUGUGGGCUCCUUGAGCCCCUUUUUGUCCCUGGAAAGUCACACAGAGAAAUGGAAUCCAGGCACCCCUACAUCUCCAAUCCGCACUGAUUUGUGUGUUUUACAGGUGUCGAGAGGGAGCCAGUAUUACCGUACUCCUAGACCCAGCACACACAAACAUACUGAAACACACACCUCAAAACUCGAAUGCCUCAUUUUUACUGUAUGCACUGCAGUGCUGUGGUUCUGGACUCCCAUGCAGGGCUUUGAGAGUUCAGUCCAGCCCAUCUGUGUUCCGCUCAGAUGCUACUGUUGCCCGGUCUGUGUGAACACACACGCACACUCCUGACGGGCCAUGGCGGACUGGCUGUUGUUGAUGUUUUUUCUUUGUGUUGUUUUUGUUUUACCUCAAAUGUGGUCACAUCUUUGGCUGGCUGUGGCUUAAAGACUGCCUCUGUGCUGACAGGUUCUACCUCACCUCUGGACACAGGGCAGCGACCCUCAGCCACACACACACAUUUAAACACACCUACACACACUUGUAUCCUCACACACUGACAGCCAGGAUAGAAACACUCGGAGACACAGUUUCUUCUCGGUUACGUUGAAAUACCACUGUAGACAGGAGGGCCUGCCAUUCCUCAUCGUAGCCUGUCAGAUUUCUCCGAGAUGGCUGAGAGAAAAAACUAUUAUUGGGUGGACUUUCUUUGUUUCUUGUUUUUCUUUUCAUGUGGGACCAAGUGUCACUUCAAUUUCCGUCAAAACCGAAGCUAGUUUUCAGAAGACGGCAAACUAAACCAUACAUGUUGCUGACUACGAAGAGGAGCCAUGGAGAGAACAACAGAUGAAGGACCCGAGGUGACCAGGCCUGAACCGAAUAGGUCUUUCACUGUUUCCUUUUCAGUACCAAGCAGUAAUUUGCAAAGUGGAGAGAGGGGUUGGCUGGUUUCUUCAGGGUGGUGCAGUGGACGCAAUGAAGCUAGCAGUUGAAUGAAAGCACUUAGCUUUGAAAGAGCCAAAUCUUCAGAGACAAUUCAACCCCUGGCACCUUUUAAGGAGUUUUUGCACUAAGGCAUGAUGGGUCCCACCCUCCAGCUCCUCCAGCUCAGUCGCAUGUUUUCCAAGGACACGCCCCCAACCUCUCUGUCAAACAGAGGCCACGCCUUUAUGUGCUCCUGAGCACACCGUCGGAGUCAGUAUUAAGUCAAGCAAAGUCCCGGUCAUGUUCUUUCUCAACAAAUGACGAAACACUCAAACACACAUUCACAAACAGACCUCUGUGUCCCCGCACUCUCGGAAGUCAGAAGUGGCUUGAGAUGAACACCCAAUAGAAACGGCCCUUUCCUUUGUGAGACAAAGGAGCGGCAAAGCCAUGCAAAGAAUGGCAGCACCGAAUGAAUGUGAACAAGGAGCAGCAGAAUGAAAGAGCCAGAAUGAGGAGUUGCUCUAUAAUAUGGUUGCAAAGGAACGCAGCCAAUCAGAACGAGAGGAGCUGUCAGCAUUUCCUGAACAUCUGGCAUGGAAUUCCAUCUUGAAAUCGGAAUAACGCAGCAGUGGUUCCGAUUGGCUGAUCAAGUGAGGGUUUCGAUGCUGCUUUACCUUCUAAUUUUAUUUGAGAGAGAUAGAAAAAGAAUAAAAGGAUAUAAUAAAAGAAAUACAAACCCAGUAAACGAAAAAUGACUCCAAAACAAAAAGUUCAAAUCUCGGAGCUGGAGCUGUUUGUUUCUUUUUUAAUUUUUUUUUUUUUUUUUGAACUGAAAUUUGUGUGUUCGUUUUUUGAUGCUUAACUGCUCUAUGUAAGAGAGAAAAACAACAGCCGUAGUCACUUUUUUUGACCAUGUGUGCAGUGUAAACUAGAGAAAUUUCACCUCACUAUAGUUUGUAACGAUUAGUUGACUGCUCUGUUUGUCUGUGUAUAUGUCCUUCAUCUUUUUAUCAAGAGGAAUUUACAAGAAGAAACAGGAAUAUUUUCUUUUUUUUAUAUUUUGUUUUCUUUUUUUAUGAAAACAGAAAUAAUGCAACAGAAACUGAAAAAAAAAACUGAAACACAAUCUACUCAUACCUCACACAACACAAAGCUUAAAUGAACUUGGUAGGAGUGCUUAUCUGCGUGGCACUUAUGUCAAAGGGUGUCCAGCGCAUGUGUUGAACUGUACAAUGGAGAGUAUGUGCGAGAGCGUUCAUGUGAUCGCGGAAGCACACAGCCCCCUCCUUCGGCCUCGAAAGCCCAUCUGUUUCAGAUUUACACCAGUUGCAUGCAUCAGCCUCCAUUUGUGAAUGGUGUCACCUGAGCUGAUGCGACGAGCCGUAAUGGGAGCGAACGGGAUGCGAUGUGGCUGGAAGGCUGGAAAGGGAGUAGUGUGCAUCCGUGACAGCAGAGAGUGCUUUAGGGUAUUGAAUGUAGCUGACAGGACUGGGCUGGAACCAAGCCCGGGAACUAGAACCUCACUUCAGGUCACCAGCAAGAGUGGACAGUGCUGUCAAAAUGAUGUUACACAAACAGCUCACUAGGCGUAUAUUGCCCGCCUUCAAAGUGCAAUACUUGUGUUUUUUGUUAUGUUUUUCUUUUUUGAACUUUUACAAGAUUUUUGGCCAUAACCAAGGAUGUAAAUACAAUCAAAAAAAAGAUAUUGAAAGAUUAAAUCUCUGUGUUAACCAUAUGCAACCAUCACAUACUGGAUGUCGAGGCCAGAACGCAGCCCGUGCGCAGACUGAUCCUUCCAUUUUUGUAAAUUAAAUCUGCUUACGUAGCGCUGUAAAUGCUUCACACAUCUGUAUGUGUGCUUUUGUGCACUCGCAAACGUGCAUGUUCAAUACAAAUAUGAAGAAUAAGAAGUGCCCCAUGAAAUUAAUAAUCCAACCCUGUGCCUCCGCAACCCUCUGGCCCGCACUCAAACCGCUCUUUCUGACAGGGUAGCUAGACGUACAUUUGUUUGCUAUGUCACAUUUCUGGUAUUGAUAUAGGUGGUUAUGGUCUGGUACCCAGAAGCACUUAACUGGCCUUGCUAAUGCCAAUCACUUUCCUUAGUGGAGAACAGUAGAUACUAUUUUUUUUUUGCUUUGGUGGUGGUGUAGGUUUGUUUCUCGUCCUUUUUUUGUUUUUUUUACCAAAUUUUGUGUUAAGACAAAAAAUGCCCAGAAGCGAAAAUGUCUAUGCAAUGCUAAACCCUAUGAUAGCAUGAUGACUGUGUCACUGAGCCCUGAUUAGCGGACAUGUCUCUUUCUGAACACUUCCCCUCCCAGAGUCCCACCCACCGCAACUGCAUGAGCCUCAGUCAUUUUGUCUGUUCAUCGGUCAGUGUCAUAGUCAAGGGAAGGAUGGCCCUAACUGCUGCCUGGCUGAGACCUGCUUUGUCAAACCUUGCAAAUUUGAGGGCGCUAGUUCAACUUUCCACUGAUGAUGUCAUCCGCUGUCGAGAGACUGCAUUUGUGUUUCUAUGUAUGUGUUUGCGUCGAAUGCUCUCAUGGUUCGGUGGAUUGCUACUACCUGUUAGAAACAAAACGGCAUUCCAUGUAUUCAAAAUGAAAAACACGUUUUUUAGAAACACUUACCAAAACAUCAUUAAUAUUCAACCUUGAAAUGUAUUUUAGUUGAUAUUCCCUCCCCUCUCAGCUGUCGAAGUAAAACUCAGACCAAAGUUAGUCUUAAAGCUGAAGUGUGUCAUUUUUAAUGCAAAAUCAACUACUAUUUAUGUUAAAAUACUUCAUUAAUACACGGAGAUUACUAUAAAUAAGCCAUUUCUAGGCCGAUUUCACCAAAAAGCAUAUACACUGUGUCUCUAAAGGCACUUUCGAAGCAUUUCACCAGCCUGGCAACAGCGCAACCAAUGGCGUGAGUUUUGAGUUGGGACUAUCAGUUUUAUCUAGCUAAUAGCAGAAGAGGGGAGUGGUUUGGAAACCUGCCAUUGCAUUUAAUGACACUAGUUGUGCAGAAAUCACACACUUCAUCUUUAAUACCGUAUAUGCGAAACCCCAACUGAAUGAAAG
This is a messenger RNA of Carassius carassius (crucian carp), 6512 nucleotides long. Its product is annotated as thyroid hormone receptor alpha-like. Gene Ontology annotation, molecular function: nuclear receptor activity; zinc ion binding; RNA polymerase II cis-regulatory region sequence-specific DNA binding. Bases 525 to 1754 code for a protein of 409 amino acids. The record is from RefSeq and is a predicted model, not a curated record. Gene Ontology annotation, biological process: retinoic acid receptor signaling pathway; thyroid hormone receptor signaling pathway; positive regulation of transcription by RNA polymerase II. The transcript is spliced from 10 exons. NCBI's taxonomy places the organism in Eukaryota, Metazoa, Chordata, Actinopteri, Cypriniformes, Cyprinidae.